UAUCUGUGUCUGUAAGCGUGUUUGCAUUGAUCCUCAAAGGACUGAAUGCCAACUCUCAUGACCACAUUUGCAAUGUGUGUAUGAAAAUAAGUAUAAAUACUUAUUUAAUAAAAGCUCACAAAAUACCACUAAUAAAAGGCCGGUUAGAAUAAUGUAUUUCCCACAAAUCACUGCCUCUGUUUGUAUCUCUGUCACUGCAGGACCAACGUGGAUCGAGAAGUCAGCGCUCUCAGGAGGCCGACAAUUUCAUUGAAGAAAGAAGUGGAAGAAAAAAAUACAACCGUGACGAGUUUGGGAAAGAUUUUACUGUGAAAGCUUCCCUAAAAAUGCAUCAAGUUAUCCACACCGGAGAGAGACCGUUCAGCUGUGGAGACUGUGGAGAGUCUUUUACCAGGUCUGCAAGCUUAAAAAGACACCAACUGAUCCACAGUGGAGAGAGACCGUUCAGCUGUGGAGACUGUGGAGAGUCUUUUACCAGGUCUGGAAAGUUAAAAACACACAAACUCAUCCACAGUGGAGAGAGACCGUUCAGCUGUGACGAGUGUGGAAAGUCUUUUACCAGGUCUGGAAAGUUAAAAACACACAAACUCAUCCACAGUGGAGAGAGACCGUUCAGCUGUGACGAGUGUGGAAAGUCUUUUACCAGGUCUGGAAAGUUAAAAACGCACAAACUCAUCCACAGUGGAGAGAGACCGUUCAGCUGUGACGAGUGUGGAAAGUCUUUUACCAGGUCUGGAAAGUUAAAAACACACAAACUCAUCCACAGUGGAGAGAGACCGUUCAGCUGUGACGAGUGUGGAAUGUCUUUUACCGAGUCUGGAAGCUUAAAAACACACAAACGCAUCCACAGUGGAGAGAGACCGUUCAGCUGUGACGAGUGUGGAAAGUCUUUUGCCCACUCUGGAAGCUUAAAAACACACAAACUCAUCCACACUGGAGAGAGACCGUUCAGCUGUGGAGACUGUGGAAAGUCUUUUACCAAGUCUGGAAGCUUAAAAAGACACCAACUAAUCCACACUGGAGAGAGACCGUUCAGCUGUGGAGACUGUGGAAAGUCUUUUACGCGCAUUUCACACUUAAAAUCACAUCAACUCAUCCACAGUGGAGUUAAAGCGUACACCUGUGAUCAGUGUGGCAGAGCUUUUACUCACAGUUACAGCUUACAGAGUCAUCUAGUUACCCACUCUGGCAUUAAGGCGUACAGCUGUGACAUUUGUGGAAAAACUUUCAGCCGGAUAGGGAGCCGAAAUACACACCUACGCAUUCACACCAGACAUGAUGUGUACAGCUGUGAUCAGUGUAGUAAACAGUUUACUACAAACACAGAGUUACGACGUCACAUGUUUACCCACACUGAGGAACGACCUUAUAAAUGUGACCUGUGUGAGAAGACUUUUAAAUCUCCACGUUACCUGAAAGCACACCAACAGAUCCACACCAGAAAGACUCUACAAGUGCAGUUACUGUGAGAAGCAGAGCGACACAGAUGGAUCAAGUUCUCAACCCUGUCAUCGCUGUGGGAAAGACUUUUGUUGUGACCUUUGUGGAAAAACUUUAAGUCAUUGAAGGACUCUGAAAAUACAUCAACGUAGACACACUGGAGACAAAAUGAACUACUGUAAAGAAUGCGGGAGAGGCUUCACCACUUCAAAGGACUUCAAACAAUAUGAACUCCUUCACAGUGGCGUUAAAAAGCAUGUCUGCGAUCAGUGUGGGUCA
This is a messenger RNA of Oreochromis niloticus (Nile tilapia), 1719 nucleotides long. RefSeq names its product gastrula zinc finger protein XlCGF8.2DB-like. NCBI's taxonomy places the organism in Eukaryota, Metazoa, Chordata, Actinopteri, Cichliformes, Cichlidae. The record is from RefSeq and is a predicted model, not a curated record. The coding region runs from base 327 to 1469 and encodes 380 amino acids. Gene Ontology annotation, molecular function: RNA polymerase II cis-regulatory region sequence-specific DNA binding; DNA-binding transcription factor activity, RNA polymerase II-specific. Gene Ontology annotation, biological process: regulation of transcription by RNA polymerase II. The transcript has 3 exons.